This is a messenger RNA of Harpia harpyja (harpy eagle), 2101 nucleotides long. RefSeq names its product hippocalcin like 1 (gene HPCAL1). Lineage: Eukaryota; Metazoa; Chordata; Aves; Accipitriformes; Accipitridae. The record is from RefSeq and is a predicted model, not a curated record. The transcript has 5 exons. Bases 430 to 1011 code for a protein of 193 amino acids. Gene Ontology annotation, molecular function: calcium ion binding.
CCCCCCCCCCCCGGCGCGCCCGCCGCCCCGCCGGGGAAGUUGCGCUCCGUCCCUCGCUCUCCCCGGUCCCUCGGCGACGGCUCCUUCCUCCCCCUCCCUCCAAUGCGCCUCCCGCUCAUUUCCUCUUUUCCUCCCCGCUCGCCGCCGCUCCGCAGGCGCGCGGCUUGCCCGGGCGCCGCCGCGGAGUUGUAGCUCCCAGGAAGCCGCCGCCGCCGCCCCCCGGUCACCACCACCCCCCCCCCCCCGCCGGGCAGCCGCCGCCGCCGCCGCCGCUUCCAGGGCCGCCGCGGGACCCCGCUCCGCCAGCCGGGCAAUCGAGCCCCGUGGACUUUCUCUGAAGAAGUUCCAAGACAGGUGGCAGGGUCUGCGUUUCCUGCAGGGCUCUGCCUGCCCCCGGCCCCUCUCCACUGAACCCAGAUCCAGAAGAGGAUGGGAAAGCAGAACAGCAAGCUGCGCCCCGAGGUGCUCCAGGACCUGCGUGAGAACACCGAGUUCACAGACCAUGAGCUGCAGGAAUGGUACAAGGGCUUCCUAAAAGAUUGCCCAACGGGCCAUUUGACUGUGGAAGAGUUCAAAAAAAUAUACGCGAAUUUUUUCCCCUAUGGUGACGCAUCGAAGUUUGCGGAGCACGUCUUCCGCACCUUUGACACCAACGGUGACGGGACGAUUGACUUUAGGGAAUUCAUCAUCGCCCUGAGUGUCACCUCUCGGGGCAAGCUGGAACAGAAGCUGAAGUGGGCGUUUAGUAUGUACGACCUGGAUGGCAACGGGUACAUCAGCCGUGGUGAAAUGCUAGAAAUAGUGCAGGCAAUCUACAAAAUGGUUUCAUCAGUAAUGAAAAUGCCGGAAGAUGAAUCCACUCCUGAGAAGCGAACAGACAAGAUCUUCAGACAGAUGGACACAAACAACGAUGGUAAGCUGUCGCUGGAAGAGUUCAUCAAAGGUGCCAAGAGUGAUCCCUCCAUCGUGCGGUUGUUACAAUGCGACCCCAGUAGCGCGAGUCAAUUCUGAUUAAAGUGGACAGUGUGCACAGAGAAUCUUGGCUUGUGUCCUUCAAGCUUUGCUCGCAAACGGAUGCCUUCUCAACCGUCCCUCCACACCUUGCAGAUAAGAUCCCAUUGCCAGAUUGUGUGUGUGUGUGUGUCCGAGCGAACCAGCCCUCGCUCCCCUCACUAACACCAGUGCAGCUCUCCUUCGGCAGCUCCGUUUCUGCUUCCCCGUAAUGUUACAAUUCACUCUACACAUUUUAAACAUUAAUUGAAAGGUAUGUUUACAUGCAGCUACAAAAGAGUUCAAAUCGCUGGUGAGAUACCACUUCACUUAGUCCGUGAGAAAGGUGAUGUUCUAGUAGUUCCCAAGAAGAUGCUAGGUAGGACUUUUACCCGACAUAGCAGAUGGUAGAUAAUUUAUUUUGCUUCAGAAAUUACUAUGUAAAAAAAAAAAAAGUGGACUGAAUGGAGUAGAAAGUUCAAAAAAAAAAAAAGGAAAAAAGAAAAAAAAAAGCGGCUUUCCUGGGCAUGGUUCCAAUUUUCUUUUUGAGGAAAAUUGCUUGCACUUAUCUAAUGGUCUUUCUUUUAAUAUAUAUAUAAAUUAUAUAUAUAUGGUGAAGUAAAAUUUUAAAUAUUUAGGUCAUCUAUUUAAAGCAUAAAAUAGAAUUCAAGCUUUGUUUCUUCUAGUCGUCUGUGAUUUAUUCAAAUCUUGGAGAUUGUUUUUUUGUGAUAUUUAUGCAUUAGCAAAUUGCUGUUCCAAAAGAAAUGCAUGACUAGCAGUUUGUGGAUAUUUCACUCUGUUUAAUUCCUGAAUGCAAGUAUUUGUUCAUUUUUACUGUCAAUUGUUCCAACGUUACUGUAUUAACAAAAGACCUGAAAGGAGUUCAUCCUCAUUUUGUGUUUCUCAGUGGAGUCCUACUUUCUGGUGGUUGCUGCGUUAAAUGGCUUUUGAGUGCCCCGAGGUGAUGUGACUCGCACUGCUGUUCUCGACUUGGCUACACCUCCUCCCUUUUGCUGUCAAUAUGUUAAUAGUCUUGUGCAUUCCAGUGUUAUUUAAUAUCUGCCUAAUGCCAAGAAAUAUUAAUUGAAAUAAAAGACUACUUUUCUUGUCA